GCCUCACUAUAAAAUCUUGCAUUCUGUUUUGUUUUGUUUACACCAUAUUGUUAUUAACAAUUCCCCGCUAAAUGGAUAUCUUAAAAGCAGAAAUAGCCCGCAAACGUAAGCUGCUGGAGCAGAAGCAGUUGGUGGACGACAAGAAGAAGUACUUCAGACGCGGCGAUCUGAACGCAAAGGAUACCGAGGAGGUGCUGCAAAAGGUGGGCUACAAGAAGCAGGAGUCCGUGGAAGCUCAAGGGCAGAUCACCGAGGGAGCCUACAGUUUCGUGGCCGAUGGCCAGAACAUUCUGCCGCGCACGGAGGUCAUACGGCGGCUUAGGGAGCGUGGUGAACCUAUUCUAAUAUUCGGGGAAACAGAGCCAGAGGCGUUCGACAGACUGAGACAGUGCGAGAUCUCGCAGCCCGAGGCGAAUCGCGGAUUUCGUAACGACUUCCAGGAGGCCAUGGAACAGGUGGACGCCGCCUAUCUGCAGGAAAUGUUCGCCAACGCACCCACCACCAAGGAGGACAAAAAGUCGGACUUCGCCGAGCUGGACGAGUCCGUGUCGUGGGAGAGUAUACAGACCAUGGCCCAGAAAAUGGGCCGAAACAAGGACUACGACAUGGACGUAAUCAUCACUCUGCUCACUUUCCUGCUAAAGCUCUGGAAUGAUCAGAUCGCCAACUACAGCAAGCACGAGAAAAUGUCCACCAAGGUUAAGAUGACCCGUGUCAUCUACACGCAGACCAAGGAGUACGUAAAGCCGCUGUUCCGCAAACUAAAGCACCAUACCCUGCCCGAGGAUAUCCUGGACAGUCUGAGAGACAUCUGCAAGCACCUGCUCAACCGCAACUACAUAACUGCCAGUGAUGCCUAUUUGGAGAUGGCUAUCGGAAAUGCCCCGUGGCCCAUCGGCGUCACCAUGGUGGGCAUUCACGCUCGUACAGGUCGCGAGAAGAUCUUCUCCAAGAACGUGGCCCACGUGAUGAAUGACGAGACGCAGCGCAAGUACAUCCAAGGUCUCAAGCGACUGAUGACCAAGUGCCAGGAGUACUUCCCAACCGAUCCCUCAAAGUGCGUGGAGUACGUCAGCAAAAAAGAUCGCGAAUAAACGCAAGCUUUAUGUUAGUCAUAAUAGUAAUAUCAA
This is a messenger RNA of Drosophila rhopaloa, 1130 nucleotides long. RefSeq names its product pre-mRNA-splicing factor 18 (gene Prp18). Gene Ontology annotation, biological process: RNA splicing; generation of catalytic spliceosome for second transesterification step. NCBI's taxonomy places the organism in Eukaryota, Metazoa, Arthropoda, Insecta, Diptera, Drosophilidae. The transcript has a single exon. Gene Ontology annotation, cellular component: U4/U6 x U5 tri-snRNP complex; U5 snRNP; U2-type post-spliceosomal complex. The coding region runs from base 72 to 1094 and encodes 340 amino acids. The record is from RefSeq and is a predicted model, not a curated record.